Letharia columbiana is the source of this 1053-nucleotide messenger RNA. RefSeq lists its product as uncharacterized. Gene Ontology annotation, molecular function: thioredoxin-disulfide reductase (NADPH) activity. Lineage: Eukaryota; Fungi; Ascomycota; Lecanoromycetes; Lecanorales; Parmeliaceae. The record is from RefSeq and is a predicted model, not a curated record. Gene Ontology annotation, cellular component: cytoplasm. The coding region runs from base 1 to 1053 and encodes 350 amino acids. The transcript has a single exon. Gene Ontology annotation, biological process: removal of superoxide radicals.
AUGCACUCCAAAGUCAUCAUAAUCGGCUCCGGCCCCGCCGCCCACACCGCAGCCGUCUACCUCUCGCGCGCCGAGCUGAACCCGGUGUUAUACGAAGGAAUGCUGGCAAACGGUAUAGCUGCGGGCGGCCAAUUGACCACGACCACGGACGUGGAGAAUUAUCCAGGAUUCCCUGGUGGUAUAGGGGGCUCAGAGCUUAUGGAUGCCAUGCGGGCGCAAUCGGAGAGGUUUGGGACGAAGAUCAUUUCGGAGACGAUAGAGAAGGUCGAUCUGUCGAGUCGGCCGUUUAAACUGUGGCCUGAAGAUACGGACGAGCCAGUUACAGCCUCGGCGGUCAUAGUAGCCACAGGGGCCAGUGCAAGGCGGUUGAAUUUACCAGGCGAGGAGAAAUAUUGGCAAAACGGUAUAUCCGCCUGUGCGGUCUGCGACGGCGCUGUACCCAUAUUCAGGAAAAAACCCCUGGUCGUGAUCGGAGGCGGCGAUUCAGCGGCCGAAGAAGCCAUGUUCCUGGCAAAAUACGGCAGUCAUGUCACCGUGCUCGUACGGAAGGACAGGUUAAGGGCCAGCAAAACGAUGGCGAAGCGGUUACUUGCGCACCCCAAGGUAAGCGUCAGGUAUAACACCGUGGCGACCGAGGUUACGGGCGAGAAGAAAGACCGCGGCCUCAUGACGGGCCUGCGUCUCCGAAACGUCUCCACGGGCGAAGAGUCGGAAAUGGAGGCCAACGGCCUCUUCUACGCCGUCGGGCACGACCCGGCGACCGCCAUGUUCCGCGGCGUCCUCGACAUGGACGGCGACAACUACAUCCUCACGAAGCCGGGGACGAGCUACACGAACGUGGAGGGGGUCUUCGCGGCGGGGGACGUGCAGGACAGGCGGUACCGGCAGGCCAUCACGAGCGCGGGGAGCGGGUGCGUCGCGGCGCUGGAGGCGGAGAAGUUUCUGGCCGAGGCGGAGGACGAGGACGUGGAGGGGGGCCUCGAGGGGGAGAAGCAGGCGGAGAAGCCUACGAAUGGGGAGGCGCCUGAGUACAGGGGUAAUCCUUUGCUUUGA